AUGUCUGUAGACACCGAAAGCCUGGUGGUUUUCGAGCGCGAUCACUAUGAUGAGUAUGACUACUACAACCUGGAAGAGUACAGCUGCGGAGCUGGGGGCAAGGGCCGCACCAAGCGUGAAAUAGAGCUGAACGGGAACCGCCAUGUUCCAGCUGGGCAUGAACGAAAAAUCGUGGAGAAACUGCACAACAGCGAGAUGAAGAGAAGGAGAAGCCGAAGCUCAUCAAACUAGUACUCUGUGGAGUCUUGCACCCGUGCCAGGUUAAAAACAACCCUUUACGUCUAACUUUGGUUACAUCUGGUGUAUUCUGUUCUGCACCUUAUGGAACAAUGCACAUUUCAGUUGGGGAGUGUCUGCUAUGGAGUAUGAAAUGCAAAUUGACACUUAUUGCUUGUAAAUGUGCGUAACUAAAUAUUUUCUACACUCUUUUUGCUUUUAUUGUGCAAUAUUGGUGACUUGCAUUUGAUGGUGGAUAGGCACCAGUGACACAAAAACCCUUGCUCCGGUGACUUUUUGUGCCUUUUUACUGUUUGUGAUUGCAAUAUUUUAGACAUUUUCCUUUAGUUGAAUUAAACAUCUGUGGAAUAUUUUAUACUGUAUUUUGCGUUGCUGUAGAUUAAACAAAGCUGCAGGGAAUCCAAAGGGAAGUAAAUAAUCAUAGAAACCAGUUGAUAUUGGUCUGCAUUUGUCAAUGUGUUCUUGCCUUUUUAAGCACUUUAAAAUUAUAUUAAAUAAAAACAGGUUGACUUCUUUGAAAA
Messenger RNA from Xenopus laevis (African clawed frog), 758 nucleotides. RefSeq names its product nuclear protein 1. NCBI's taxonomy places the organism in Eukaryota, Metazoa, Chordata, Amphibia, Anura, Pipidae. The transcript is spliced from 2 exons. Bases 1 to 231 code for a protein of 76 amino acids. The record is from RefSeq and is a predicted model, not a curated record.